AAAAAAACAGCAGAAACUAAUAGUCCAAAUUGGAUAAUAGCUUCACAAUGGCAGAAUACAGAGGAAUUCAACAACAACAACCACAUCAUUCAUCUGAAUUUGUGUUGUAUGCUUGUGAUACAGGCCAAGCAUUAACAUUGAGGUUGAAUCAUAAUAUUCACAAGAAACAACACAGGCCUAGGCCUACUGGAAAGAAACCUUUUCAUUGUGGUAUUUGUGGACUAGGUUUUGAUAUGACAAGAAAACUAAGUAAUCACAUCAAAAUACAUAAGGCUGAGAAACCAUACGAAUGUAAUGUUUGUGGAAAGUGUUUUCCCAAAUUGUUCAAUCAUACUGAGCACAUGAGAAGAAAACAUACUGGAGAAAAACCAUACAAAUGUGAGGUUUGUAAAAAGAGUUUUGCUAUAGCAAGUGAUCUUAAAGUUCAUAGGAGACGACAUACCGGAGAAAAACCAUACAAAUGUAAAGUUUGUGAAAAGAGUUAUAUUACAGCUGGUCAAUUUAAAGUUCAUAUGAGAAGACAUACUGGAGAAAAACCACACAAAUGCGAUGUUUGUGAAAAGAGUUUUAUUACAGCAAGUGAAAUUAAAGUUCAUGUGAGAAGAGCCCAUACUGGAGAAAAGCCGUAUAAAUGUGAUAUUUGUGAAAAAAAAUUUAAUACUGCAAGUGAUCUUAAAGUUCACAAAAGAACACAUACUGAAGAUAAACCAUACAAAUGUGAAGUAUGUGAAAAGAGUUUUAGUGAGUUAAGCUAUCUUAAGGUUCACAUGAAAACACAUACUGGAGAUAAACCACACAAAUGUGAUCUUUGUGAAAAGAGUUCUGUUACAGCAAGUGAUCUUAAAGUUCAUAUAAGAAGAGCCCAUACUGGAGAAAAACCAUAUAAAUGUGAUGUUUGUGAAAAGAGGUUUGUUACAGCAAGUGAAUUUAAUGUUCACAUGAAGAGACAUAGUGGAGAAAAACCAUACAAAUGUGAUGUUUGUGAAAAGAGGUUUGCUAUAGCAAGUGAAUUUAAAGUACACAUGAGAAUGCAUAGUGGAGAAAAACCAUACAAAUGUGAUUUUUGUGAAUGGUGUUCUUUUCAGCCAAAUUCCCUUAAUUUGCACAUGAGAACCCAUACUGGAGAGAAACCAUAUCAAUGUGAUGUUUGUGGGAAAUGCUUUAUAACUUCAUGCAGUCAUAAAGUUCAUAUGAGAAUACAUACUGGAGAGAAACCAUACAAAUGUGAUGUUUGCAAAAAGAGUUUCUCAGUCUCAAAUAAACUAAAAGUACACACCAAAAUACAUAUGAAAGAA
Lottia gigantea (owl limpet) is the source of this 1295-nucleotide messenger RNA. RefSeq lists its product as hypothetical. NCBI's taxonomy places the organism in Eukaryota, Metazoa, Mollusca, Gastropoda, Lottiidae. Gene Ontology annotation, molecular function: RNA polymerase II cis-regulatory region sequence-specific DNA binding; DNA-binding transcription factor activity. The annotation marks the transcript as partial. The record is from RefSeq and is a predicted model, not a curated record. Gene Ontology annotation, biological process: regulation of transcription by RNA polymerase II. The transcript has a single exon.